ACAACAUGCGGAAGGAAGGUUGUUCGGCGCCAUAUUUAAUACAUCAGAAGCUAGCUAGCAUUAGCUGUUUACAAGCCCAAACUUUUAACUUGAAACGAUAACCUAAAGCAACCCCACAAUCUGAUCGAAAAUGAAUGUAAUAGAUCAUGUACGGGAUAUGGCUGCCGCUGGCCUUCACUCCAAUGUCCGGAUACUGAGCAGUUUGUUGUUGACGAUGAGUAAUAACAAUCCGGAGCUGUUCUCACCAGCCCAGAAGUACCAGUUGCUGGUUUACCAUGCAGAUGCCAUCUUCCAUGAUAAAGAAUAUCGCAAUGCUGCCUGCAAAUACAGUAUGGCAUUGCAACAGAAGAAGGUGCUGAGCAAAACUUCCAAAGUUCGUACUUCUACUGGUGGAGCCGCAUCUAACAUACAGGCACAGAGUUUGCCUUCAGAAAUUGAGGUGAAGUACAAGAUAGCUGAGUGCUACACCAUUUUGAAACUGGAUAAAGAUGCCAUUGCAGUGCUCGAUGGGAUUCCAUCCAGACAGAGGACUCCAAAGAUCAACAUGAUGCUAGCUAACCUGUACAGGAAAGCUGGUCAGGAACGUUCUGCAGUGACGAGCUACAAAGAGGUCCUUAGACAGUGUCCCCUCGCCCUGGAUGCAAUCAUUGGUCUUCUCUCUUUAUCAGUCAAAGGAGCUGAAGUGGCAUCCAUGACUAUGGAUGUGAUCCAGAGUAUCCCCAAUCUGGACUGGCUCUCUGUUUGGGUCAAAGCAUAUGCCUUCAUACAUGCAGGAGACAAUCAAAGAGCCAUCAACACCAUUUGCUCUCUUGAGAAGAAAUCUCUGUUGCGGGACAAUGUGGACCUCCUUGUGAGCCUGGCAGAUGUCUACUUCAGGGCAGGUGACACCAAGAAUGCCAUCCUUAAGUUUGAACAAGCCCAGAUGCUGGACCCCUACCUCAUCAAAGGAAUGGAUGUUUAUGGAUACCUGAUGGCCCGCGAAGGACAUUUAGAGGAUGUUGAAGUCCUUGGAGGACGAUUAUUUAACAUUUCAGACCAGCAUGCAGAACCUUGGGUGAUCUCUGGUUGUCACAGUUUCUAUAGCAAGCGAUACUCCAGAGCCCUCUACCUGGGGGCCAAGGCCAUCCAGCUGAACAGCAACAGUGUGCAGGCUCUCCUUCUGAAGGGGGCAGCACUGAGAAACAUGGGUCGUGUUCAAGAAGCCAUCAUCCAUUUCAGAGAGGCCAUGCGCUUGGCACCGUGUCGACUCGACUGUUACGAAGGUCUGAUCGACUGUUACCUGGCAUCCAAUGGGAUUCGAGAGGCUAUGGGAAUGGCCAAUAACAUCUAUAAGACUCUAGGGGCCAAUGCACAGACUCUGACCAUCCUUGCCACAGUGUGCCUGGAAGACCCUGUGACUCAGGAGAAAGCCAAAACCCUGCUGGACAAAGCACUUGCACAGAGACCGGACUACACCAAGGCUGUGGUCAAAAAGGCUGAACUGCUCAGCCGGGAACAGAAAUAUGAAGAAGGGAUCGCUCUCCUCCGCAACGCACUGGCCAAUCAGAGUGAUUGUGUUCUGCAUAGGAUGCUGGGAGAUUUCUUGGUGGCUGUCAAUGAUUACCAAGAGGCCAUGGAUCAGUACAGCAUAGCGCUAAGCCUGGAUCCCAAUGACCAGAAGUCUUUAGAAGGCAUGCAGAAGAUGGAGAAGGAGGAGAGUCCCACAGAUGCCACGGUGGAGCUGGAUGGUGACGACAUGGAGGGCAGCGGAGAGGAUGGAGAUCUUGAGGGCAGCGACAGUGAAGCAGCACAGUGGGCUGAUCAGGAGCAGUGGUUUGGUAUCCCCGGCCACUGAAGGACACACAGUCAGUCAGUUUCCACCCUCUAACACACUGCAGCCUGUCAGAAGCUUUCAGGGUUUUCAAACAGGACAAGGUGAUGCUAUUUUCCCAACAAUCUGACAUCAUGUCAGGCACUUCACUGUGGAGCUCAUUGAGACUUGUUUGCUAGUCUAGACAGCUGUCCAAUGCGGUCUUACCAGUAGACACUCAACCUAAUAGUAUCUCUGGUGCUACUUUUUCUUCAGCAAGUCUUUGUUUCAGUCUUUGGCUAUCUGAAUAAAUGCAUCACUGUUCCAGGUAAUGCAAAAUACAUCUUAAAUAUAUUAAUUACAAAUCAGUGUCAGUGUGGUCCUUGAUGAGGUUGAGUUGUUCCCAGGUAAGAUGUGUACUGGGAAGUGUAGGCUCAAACAACUGGUGUGAUGGGAAAUUUUGCUCAUGUGUUACAAGGAGGCGGGGGGACUGACAAAGAUUUUACAUUUGUGUUUUGUUUGAGCCUUACUGACUCGCUUGUUUUCUGUGAGAAUGCAAGACGCCGAUGUCGGAGUAUCACAAUAAGGGUUGUGAAUUUCCCAUGACUUUGUGUCUCUCCGACAGGCAAAUGGGGUCUGUGAAAAGUGACAAUGUACCAUAUUUCUGCUGCUCUUUAUGUAUCUUGAUUUUAACAUGAGAAUGUGUCAUGUAAUGUACAAGCUUAUCAUAUGUGUGUUGUAUAAAAAAGAAAUAACCCCAUUGACUUGAUUUGAGUCAUUGAGUCAUUGAUUGACUCAUUCUUACGUUGGGAAAUGUUACUUAACCAUUUCAAGACAAAUGUUUAUAAUAUUUUGUACAUAUUUUUAGAGCGUAUAAUAAAAUAAUUAAACACUAUCAUUUGACAUGAAUGUAGUGGUCCACUUCCUCUUCAACAGGUGCAGUGGUAGACAGCACACCACUCUGAAUAAUGUCUAAAUGAAGCUCAGUAACACCAGGAAGAAUACUGAGUAAACUCUUCACAUGACAGUUUUAUUUACCUGAAACCCAAGUUCAUGUGAUACAUUGUACAAUCAUCUCUGAAAAUACAGUACAGCAGUUCGCUAAAAAAUGCCAGUGGAGGGACUGCCCGCCGUUCUCAUGGUAAAACGUAUGCACCGCUGCACGUCCGCCUUUCCAGAUAUGGCAAAAUCUGCUCCAAACAUGUUGCACAUCUCAGUGCAAAGCAAAAAAGAAAAAGGCUGUUUGGUUUUUUAAAUAUCCCAUAAAAGUAUUUCCUUAGGAAAGAUGAACUGUUUUUUUGAGCUUAUUUAACAUUUGCACUAUCUGAUGAACAUCUAUUCUGUUUAUUAGUACUAUACAUUGUCUAUUACACAAGUCUGGUAAAGAGGAUGGCUAAAUUCAGCGGACAUGCACCAUGGAAUAUAGUACAUUUUACUGUACACGGUACUAAGAUACACGUCUCGGUAGAUGGCAGGAGAACUGUAUCAUGAUCUAAGGCUCUUCAUGCAGGACGAUGGAAGGACUGCUGAGGUGGGAUUGGCUAGUUUUCAUCGACAUUUAUUUAUGGCCAUUCUAUAAAAAGGAUGGAUGAACUUUAUGACCCUCCUUCUUCAAAUUUACUUAACUGACAUGCAGCUCUUGUAAGAUGUGCUGCCCAAAACACACAUGCACAACAAAACAAAACCAAAAUUCAGCAAGGAAUUUAGAGUAGAGGUGGGCUUACUUGGACUUUGCUGAAAAGAAAAAGAGAAGAGGAAGAAUCAUGUCAGUGGACAUCUGAGUAAAAGCAUCCGAGCAGCAAAUAAUUUAAACGUAUCAGUAUUUGUUUUCAUAAAAAAAGAGCAAAUAUAUUAAGGCCAUGCUAUGGUGAAGCAGGGGAUUAGGUCACAAGACAAUGCAAUUAAAAAGAAAUGUAUAAAUAAACAAAACAAUAACACUGUGUCCUAUACUGGUGUUGGGGCACCUAAAUGUCAGUGUCUGGCAAAUGUCAAAAUAUGCUGCCAGUCUACAGUCAAAAAUAACUGGCACCAGUUAUACUGUGCCAGUUUCACAUACAAAAGGCUCCUAUUUAUACUGUGUGUGAUCUGACACUUAGGGACAUCAAAGGCGUUUUCAAACACAUUCUCAAACGCCUUAGUUUUCUUACUCUUGUACCAUUAAAAGUGUAUU
Scatophagus argus is the source of this 3959-nucleotide messenger RNA. It is a transcript of the gene anapc7, whose product is annotated as anaphase promoting complex subunit 7. Gene Ontology annotation, biological process: cell division. Lineage: Eukaryota; Metazoa; Chordata; Actinopteri; Scatophagidae. The transcript has 11 exons. Bases 131 to 1834 code for a protein of 567 amino acids. The record is from RefSeq and is a predicted model, not a curated record. Gene Ontology annotation, molecular function: protein binding.